Molecule: messenger RNA, 2676 nt
Organism: Alnus glutinosa
Lineage: Eukaryota; Viridiplantae; Streptophyta; Magnoliopsida; Fagales; Betulaceae
Product: O-fucosyltransferase 27
Exons: 10
Coding region: 151-2193 (680 amino acids)
Cellular component (GO): endosome; trans-Golgi network; Golgi apparatus
Source: RefSeq, a predicted model, not a curated record
CGAUCUGUCAGUCCAACUCAGACACCCCUUUCACUGUACGACUCAAACACCAACUUCUCGCUAUGUGUCUCUCAGACAUUUUUCUAGUCCUCCACUCCUCCCACGAGCUUUCUUAGUAAGAGAGAAACAGAGAGAGAGAGAGAGAUUUCCAUGAAAGAGGAGGGGAAGAUGGCCUUGAAUUCUAGACUGAAAUGGGUUGGUCUGGUUGGGCUUGUGCUAUCUGCUAUUUCUCUCUUCAUUCACCUUUUGCUUGCUAGAUUCACUGAGGACGGCUAUACAGAGUACCAGUCUUCAAUCAUAGUCUUCUCCUGGCGACCUAUCUUUGGAAAUGCAAAUUUUCCCAGAACUAGUCCAACGUAUAGACGACUGUGGGGUCCAGUAAGGCGUUUUGAAUCUUUGCAUCCUGAUGCAAAUUCCAGAGGAUCCUAUGCUGAUCCCAGUUCAAAAACAAAUGGGUUUAUAUUUGUUAGAAUACAAGGUGGUUUCCAUGAGAUCCGGAAUUCGAUUUGUGAUGUGGUUGUGGUUUCUCGGCUUCUUAAUGCUACCUUAGUAAUUCCUGAGAUCCAGUCAACUACAAGCAGCAAGGGGAUAAGUUCUGAGUUCAAGAGUUUUGCAUACCUGUACAAUGAGGACCAGUUCAUGGCAGCAUUAGCAAAAGAUGUCAAUAUUGUGAAGACCCUUCCAAAAAAUCUCAAAUGGGCAAGGAGAAAGAAAGAAAUUCCAAGUUUCAAAGUGCGUUACUCAGCUUCUCCAUAUUAUUAUCUGAACCAAGUUCUCUUAGUAUUGAAGAAGCAUUCAGUGGUUGAACUAGUUGUGUCUGAAGGUGGAUGCUUGCAGGCGAUCCUUCCUCCCGUACUUGAACAAGUUGAAGAGCUACAAAGGCUGAGAUGUAGGGUUGCUUUCCAUGCUCUCCGGUUCCGACAGGAGAUCCAGGAACUUGCCACCCAAAUUUUAUUCAGGUUACGGACUCCUGGACGGCCAUUUAUAGCUUAUGACCCUGGGAUGACCAGAGAAGCUUUAGCAUAUCAUGGUUGUGCUGAACUCUUCCAGGAUGUUCAUACGGAGCUCAUCCAGCACAAAAGGUCUUGGAUGAAAAAACGUGGGAUUGUCAAGGGGACGCUUUCAGUGAAUUCGGCUAAGCAACGCCUUACUGGUUCUUGUCCAUUAAUGCCAGAAGAGGUUGGUAUUCUUCUUCGUGCGUAUGGAUACUCAGGGGAUGCAAUAAUAUAUGUGUCUGGCGGUGAAGUCUUUGGUGGCCAAAGGACGUUGAUUCCUCUUCAUGCUAUGUUUGAAAACGUUGUUGAUAGGACUUCCCUUAGCACCCCCUGGGAGCUCAGUAGUCUUUACGGUCGUGAGGCUAGCAGUUAUCCUAGAACUCCACCUUCAAUUGAGAAAGAGAUGAAGCAUGAAGCUUGGAAAACUGCAGGGCCACGUCCUCGCCCGCUUCCACCGCCUCCAGCACGGCCAAAAUCAUAUAACAUUGAGGGUUGGUGGGGUUGGGUGGCUGAGAGUGACAAUGAGCCUGAGAGUACAGUGAUGGAGUUGCGUACCAAUGCCCAUAAAUUGCUAUGGGAAGCAAUCGACUAUGUGAUAUGUGUUGAAGCUGAUGUUUUCAUCACUGGAUUUGAUCGUGAUGGCAAGGGACAUCCAAAUUUUGCCAGCUUAGUAAUGGGGCACAGACUCUACCAGUCAGCGGCAAUGAAAACAUUUAGGCCGGACAGAAAAGAAGUUGUCAAGCUUUUAGAUGAAAUCGGUGACCAUCUAUAUCAUGCCAACCAUACUUGGCUAACAUCAGUACGCAAGCAUAUGAGAAAGACAUUGCUGGAUGGACUGAUAGAAGCAUCCACGAAAUCAAAACCAAAAUCUUUUCUCUCUCAUCCAGUCCCCGAAUGUUCUUGCCUGAUGCAUGACUCUACUGAAACAUCAGUUCAUGCUUCAAGUCCUUCAACUCAGUCACAAGUUCAGGCUGCUCUUGGAGUUUCGCAUCAAUGCCCUGCUUGGAUGGACGGUGAUUUGAUAAUGCGGUCAAAAGACAAGGAUAAUGAAGAGGAUCUUGAUGAAGAUGAUUCCACAUCAUCUGGAUUGUUUUUUCGACCUAGUGGUGAAAAUCAUGAAAAUGGAGGUGGGGAGUCAAACAACAAAGAAGAAGCUCAGCUGGAUGAUCAAGAGGAGCUAGAUGGUGGAGAAAGAUGAUAGUCUUCUCUUUGCAUGCCCAUGACUUUUAUCCUCAUCUGCAUUUGUACACAAGUGACAAUUUCCUUUGCCUUUUUCAAGAGAGGUUGGAAUUUAUUCUUGGCUUCAGGUCCACAAGACAAGCAAGCUCUAACUGGGGUACAAGAAGUCGGUGCCUUUGGGCACUUCUAAUUCAGCUCAUGUCAGUUCAGACGUAUGUGCCCUUUUAAGAAGUAUUGGAUAUAGUUUAGCUCAAUCCCCUUCUGAGGAAUAACGUCUUACUUUUUUCAAUUAGGCACAACCACACAACAACUUUAGAAUUAACUUAGUAUGUCUUCAUUGGAAAUCUCAAAAUCCAAUUGGUCUGUCGUAGGACUCUCUUGUAUUCCUAGUUGUGGCUCUGCCUCAAAUUGAUGUAUCAUGAUCAAGAGCAGAACAAGAUAGAUGUUUGUGUUUGACCCAAAUGAUCAAAUAUAUAUACAUAAUAUAUUUUUUCUUUCCAUU